GGGAGGAGCGGCGGCGGGGCGGGGCGAGCACCUGGACCGGGAGCGCGGGGCCGGAGAGCCGCUCCUGGCGGCCAGGUGGGGAGCGAGGUCUGUAAUCAGUCUUCCCAUUAACAUAUUAAUGAAGCAGUAGAGACAAAAAGAAGGAAGAUUUCAUCCUUCAAACCAAGGACUUGUCAUGUCUUAUUAUCACAAUGAAGCCUUUGAAAAUCCAGACUACCACUUCUCAGAGACACUGGAAAUUGAUAGAAGGGGGAGCUCUCAAAGGAAUCCAUUCUCUCACCAAGCUCCUUAUGAUUCAUCUCUGCAUGAUUCCUAUGGAGAGCACAGAGGGAGGGAGCACAACUACCCUGUGACCAUCCCAAUGUCCUCCCUGGGACCUGGCUCUGACUACAGCCAGGAUUUACCCAGCACAAGUCCAUAUGGAAAUUUCACAGACAAUCUUUCCUUUGAGCCUGAUCCAGAACUGACUUACACCCCACGUUCUACCUGCCAUCUGCUGGAUUAUCCCUAUACUCAGGGAAUUUACAGUGGAUCAGAAGACAGCUUCAUUCGGAGACGCAACCGCAGACCACCUGAUGAGAUCUUCACGACUUCUUCCAGCAUAUUUGAAACAGAUCCAGUGAGCAGUGAAGGUCGUGCAGAGGAAAAUUUAAUCAGAGAUCUUGCAAGCAUGUCCACCAAAGAAAGGAUUAAAGCAAUCCAGAAGAGGCCAGAAACCAUGAGAGAAAAGAGAGAGCUCAGAAACAAAGUUCUUAAAGAAAUAACAAAUAAAGCAAGGCAGCGUGGUGAUCGACCUUCCUGCUGUACACAGUGUCUGCAAGGAGCAGCAGUGUCAUUUCGACGAUUUGGAAAUACCCUCUCAGAACGUUUUCAACAACUGCGGGUAUGGCAGAAGAUUCUGAAGGUCAUUGGUGCUGAGUUCGGAACAAGUGUUCUGUCUUACUUUGUUUUCUUGACGUGGCUGCUAAAUUUUAACAUCUUCUCAUUCCUCAUAAACUUCAGUUUCAUCAUAAUUCCUCAGUUUCUUGCAGCAGAACCAAAUAACCUUUCAUUCACGGGCCUGGAACUGUUCACUGGAGCUGGUUAUUUUCAACAAACAGUGCUCUACUACGGCUUUUACACCAAUGCUACAAUCAGUAAAAUAGAGAAUGGUCCAUCUUACAACAUGCAGCUGGGCUAUAUUUUCACUGUUGGAAUAUAUUUUCUCAUCUGUUUUCUUAUCUUGUUGUUCAGCAUGGCAAAAUUCUUCUCCAGGAACUUCAUUCAGCCUCAGAAAUUCUCUGGGAAUGCCAGCAAGCUGCUCUGCACUUGGGACUUCAAUAUAACCAAUGAAAAAGCUGUGAAGCUGAAACAAAAGAAUCUCCACACACAAAUAAAGGAAGACCUUGCUGAAGAAAACAAAGAAGUUCUAAAUUUUUCUGCAAUGGAGAGAGUUUGUCGUAUUGCUACUCAUCUUCUUGCUUGGGUUGUUUCCCUGGGAACAGCAGUAGCUGCUUGUGCUGGUGUUUACUUCCUCUCCAUUAAUAACCUCGAGCUGUUUAUGAAAGGAUAUAGCAAUGACUUAGAGGGCCAAGGUGCCAUGUUGGUGCUACCUGUGAUUGUAUCUCUCCUCAACACAUUGAUCCCAUUCUUCUUCUCCUGGCUUGGGCACAUGGAGAAGUUUCAGACUCCCGGACAGCACCUAUAUAUCACUAUUACCAGAAAUAUCAUCCUGAAAAUGUCAAUUGUUGGAAUACUGUGCUAUUACUGGCUUAACAUCGUGGCUACUUCAGAGUCACAGUGCUGGGAAACUUUGGUUGGCCAAGAUAUCUAUCGUCUUGUUCUAGUUGACUUCAUUUUUUGUUUGCUUGGCUCUUUCUUUGGAGAGUUUUUACGAAGAAUUAUUGGAACUACAGUCUGCCUGAACCUGGGGCUGCCAGAAUUUGAUAUUGCACGAAAUGUUUUAGAUUUGAUCUAUGCACAGACUUUGACCUGGAUUGGUAUCCUGUUCUCACCAAUGUUGCCUGGUAUCCAGAUGAUAGCAUUUUUUAUAGUGUUUUUUGUGAAAAAGGUCAGUCUGAUGAGGAAUUGCCAGCCCCCUCGCAAAGUCUGGAGAACUUCUCAAAUGAUGACAUCCUUCAUCCUCCUGCUGUUCUGUCCUUCCUUCCUUGGAGUCCUGUCUGUCAUUGGAGUCGCUGUGUGGAGGUUAAAGCCUUCAGAAGGAUGUGGUCCUUUCAGAGGUUUGCCUGCUAUGUUUUCUGCAGUCACUGAGUGGGUAAAAUCACUGGAAAGUUACACUGCCUCAAAAUGGGUUGCCUGGAUCUACCGUAACUUAAUUGCAAGUGAACUUUUCUUCUUCAUCCUCUGUACUUUUUUACUAGUUGUUAUUUAUCUUUACUGGGAAAUAAUACAAGCAAAAAAGACCAUGGCCAAAGGCUUACGUCAGCAAAUUGAGAAUGCAGGGGAACAUAAGAAAUUUCUACUCAAACAGCUACGGACACUGGAAAGGGAAAAACGAAGCCACCAGAGGAGCUCCUCUUCAUACCACCCAUCCAGGCAGCCUGCCCAGGAGGUGCCAGACUACCUAGAAAGUGAAUUUGACAGAAACCAAAACACACCCUACAAUGAGCAUCCCUUUUCUGCUGGGAUCUCAAGCAGCAGUGAAUAUCUACCAGGCCAGGAGCCCGGCGCGUCCCGGGCCGUGCUGCUCGCCCGGCUCGCCAGGGCAGCCGCGCUGCAGGAGGACAGCGAUGGCAGCGGGGGAUCCCAGCCCUGAGCGGCACCGCAGCACCGAGGGAGCCUUCGGCAGCAGAAGGCAAUCCUCUCCUGUAGUAACGGCUAAAAGAAUCACCCAAAGCUCUUUUUUUACGUCUUCAUGGAAGAACAAAUAGAAAAACAGAUUGCAAAAUGUGUCGGGACUUCUUUUUUUUUUACUGUGCUAGGGAAUAUCCGGCUGUUGGGUGCUUUUGCAGCAGUAUUUGGUGACAGCCUUCCCCCCGCACUGGCAUCACCUCACUGCAGUACGGCUCCCUUCACCGCUGACCACGUGUUGUUUGUUGACUAACUAUAAGGAAACUUGUGCCUAACUGCAAAUAACAGUUGUUUAAAAAUAUUUUCCUAACAGCUUUUAUCUGAUCUAAACCAAAGCUGAAGUAUUGGUCAAAUAAACAGAAGUAUAUUAAGGUGCAGUUAUUUUUAAUGACUGAGAUAUUGUAAUGCCUGUGAAUAGCUUGUGUGAACUGGGUUUGUUUUUCUGAGCCAUUUUUAUAGUUUAUUACAGUCACUUUGGUGAAGCCAUUAGAACUAAGAGUGACUACUUAUGAGAUUCUCAUCUGUGUAAAACUACUGCUUGUCAACUGAAAGUUUACAUGUCUUUUCCUAUAAAAGAUUGAUUUGAAGUAA
Catharus ustulatus (Swainson's thrush) is the source of this 3381-nucleotide messenger RNA. It is a transcript of the gene TMC5, whose product is annotated as transmembrane channel like 5. The transcript is spliced from 23 exons. Gene Ontology annotation, molecular function: mechanosensitive monoatomic ion channel activity. Bases 176 to 2755 code for a protein of 859 amino acids. The record is from RefSeq and is a predicted model, not a curated record. NCBI's taxonomy places the organism in Eukaryota, Metazoa, Chordata, Aves, Passeriformes, Turdidae. Gene Ontology annotation, cellular component: plasma membrane.